This is a messenger RNA of Penicillium odoratum, 1578 nucleotides long. RefSeq lists its product as uncharacterized. Lineage: Eukaryota; Fungi; Ascomycota; Eurotiomycetes; Eurotiales; Aspergillaceae. Gene Ontology annotation, biological process: protein phosphorylation. The record is from RefSeq and is a predicted model, not a curated record. The transcript has 3 exons. Gene Ontology annotation, molecular function: protein kinase activity; ATP binding. The coding region runs from base 1 to 1578 and encodes 525 amino acids.
AUGGAUCCUGUGAGUCUCGCUGGAUUGGGAUUCGCAGUCUUUGGAACCAUAGAUCUGUGCUUAAAAUCUUGUGAUGAUCCUAACAAGAGUGCAAGAUAUGGCAAAUAUGCCGUUGCUAUAUGCAAAGAUCAAGCCCGUAUGGACGAAGAGCUUGAUGAGUUGUUUGACACAUACGUCGGUUUGUGGACAAAAACUGAAGUUCAGUUGCAGUCAUUAAAGGAGCUGUGGAAUACUCUGCCUGGCCCACUGCAGGAGCAUUAUUUCAAUGCCCUGAACCGGCUUCAAAGCAAAGAGUUUGCGGCUUGGAAGAGUCUGGAAUCAAUCAGAACGAAUUCUGAGGCUGAGAAACCGCAAAGUUCAUUGCGCAAGCUCAGAGGUCAGGCUAAAUGGAUCUCCAUGCGCAAGGAAGUCAAACAGGCUGUGUCUGAUUUGGAGGAGUGGCAGUUCAAAUUUGAUCCCUCGUGGUAUCUCAUCACACGGAUUGUGAGCGCCACAGUGGAUGAAAAGCUUCAAACUGUGCCCGAAAACCCUGCGUCCAGGAGGUUGGCGCAGAUGCGACAAGCAGUCAAGAAACUCUCCAUGUCGGAAAGUAUUCAAAGCACGGAAACGAUCUUUCGUGACUCGACCAUCGUUCAAGCCAACUUGCGGCAGAUUCCCCGCACGAACACUUUUAUGUCGGCUUAUGUUGAUACCGAUCGAUCGGUUCUCUUGGACUGUACUCACUAUCCCCCGGACACCCCGGCAGAACGAGUGAAGCCCUACGUUCGAAAUCUCGCACGGCUUUUGCGUCAUGUCGACCCAGCAACCUUCGGCUUGCUGAAGUGUAAUGGCGUUAUUGAAUUACAGGAUAUGACAGGGUCAAGGACCUCCCAGUUUCAAUUCAUUCUCGACAUUCCCCAAGGGCUCUCAUCGACACCAACGACCCUCCGCCAUCUCCUCAUCGAACAAUCACAAUACCCACUCAACCAACGUAUCCAACUCGCCAGACAGCUCGCCCGAUCAGUGAUGUUUGUCCAUACAGCGGGGUUUGUGCACAAGAACAUCCGGCCGGAGACCAUCCUUGUCUUUUCAGAAGCAGGCAAGAUUACAAUCCAAUCCUUCCUCACUGGGUUCGAGCGCAUUCGACCAGCCGAGGCCCCAACCGAACUUUACGGGGACUUGUCGUGGGCAGCGAAUCUGUACCGCCACCCACAGCGGCAGGGAGCCUGGCCGGAAGAUAUGUUCAAGAUGCAACACGAUGUAUAUAGUCUGGGGGUUUGUCUACUCGAAAUAGGGCUGUGGUGCUCUUUUGUUCGUGACGAUGGAGAUCGCUUGGUGCCCUGGGCUGAGCUAGAUAUCCUGGCUGCCCUCUCUGACAAAGAUCCAAAAAGAGGUGCAUCUGCUAUCAAAAGAAAGAUGUUGUCACUGGCUAGAGAUCGGCUGCCGGUUCUUGUGGGGGAGCGGUAUACCAAUCUCACUACGGCUUGCUUGACGUGUCUCGAUAAAGGUGACCAGAAUACUUUUGGUACGGAGAAAGAGCUACAGGAUCAAGAUGGGAUUCUUGUUGGUGUGCGAUAUAUUGAAAAGACAAUGACGUGA